Molecule: messenger RNA, 706 nt
Organism: Cyclopterus lumpus (lumpfish)
Lineage: Eukaryota; Metazoa; Chordata; Actinopteri; Perciformes; Cyclopteridae
Product: pterin-4-alpha-carbinolamine dehydratase 2-like
Exons: 4
Coding region: 58-480 (140 amino acids)
Biological process (GO): tetrahydrobiopterin biosynthetic process
Molecular function (GO): 4-alpha-hydroxytetrahydrobiopterin dehydratase activity
Source: RefSeq, a predicted model, not a curated record
GGCAGAGUGCAGCAGAGGGGGCCGUCGGGAGACCUCGCAGCCGGCCAGCCGUCACUUAUGUCCGGGUUAAUGUUUAGCGCGAGGACGAGCAGCUCGUGGGCCUGCGGCCGCCUGUUGAGGCCGGCUAGUCUGCUGCUGCCUCCGCUCCGCGACAACCACGCGUCUAAAAUGUCGUCGGACUCCCACUGGCUCCCCCCUGCCGACCGGGAUCAGCAGGUGAUGGCCCUCAGGGCCUCGGGAUGGGUGGAGGUGGAGGAACGCGACGCCAUCUUCAAAGAGCUUCACUUCAAAACAUUCAAUCAGGCGUUCGGCUUCAUGUCUCGAGUGGCUCUGCAGGCGGAGAAGAUGAACCAUCACCCAGAAUGGUUCAACGUUUAUAACAAGGUUCAGAUCACUCUGACGACGCACGACUGCGGAGGACUCUCCAAGCGGGACGUCAAACUGGCAAAGUUCAUCGACAAAAUUGCAAAUUCAAUGUAAUAUUGUUGCUCUUCAAAACCAGAAGGCGUCUCUGCUUUCGGUCACAACUCUGCGGUGUCUGUCAGAAAAUAUGAUUUAAUAGACACCAUAAACACCCCCCCACCCCCCCCACACACACACACACACACACACACACACACACACACUGGGUUCCUCUUCAAUAACGCCUGUUUUUAUGUUCUCAGCCUAUUUUGUAAGAAGAAAAAUAAAACUUUGAUUUUGUGUG